ACAGCUCACAGCACUGCCAGAUCCUCAACCCACUGAGCAAGGCCAGGGACUGAACCCGCAUCCUCAUGGAUAUUAGUCAGGUUCAUUACCGUUGAGUCAUAACCAGAAUUCCCCACAACCAUUUUUUUUAACCUCACAUUGUUUCGGAGGAAUUUUCCAUGUCAUGAAACACAAGUUAUUUUAAGUGCUGUAUAUCCUUCCAUCAUUUAGAUGUACUGUUGUUUAUUUAACUCUUUCCCUAGCACUGAAUAUUUACAUUCUUUCCAGCUACUUCUACUGUAAAUCAGGCUAUAGUGAACAUUUCCGUGCCUGUAUCUUUGCCCCCAUCUCCAGUUAUUUUCCUUAGGAUACAGUCCCCUAAGGAGACUUACUGCAACAAGGGACAUGGACUUUGGUAGAUGUAGCAAAUUUUCUGAGAGCUGGCCAGCUCUCUCUUUAAUGCCCCAAACAUUCCGCUGUGGAAAUGUGGCCAAGUUCUUUAAUAUUUCCUUCUAGAAUCAGAGCCUGAGCAGCGCAACUUGCUGGCUGAUCCUAACGACCACCCAAGGUUUAAGGCAGUGUCUUUUUUUUUUUUUUUCCCUGUCACACCCAUGCUGUGCAGAAGUUCCUGGGCCAGGGAUUGAACCAGUUGCACAGCAGCGACCCAGCCUCUUGCAGUGACAGCACCAGAUCCUUAACCCAUCGCACAGGAGAAUUCCUGGGGCAAUGUCUUUUUGCCCCCUUCUCCCUGUCAGGACACUGAGAGCCUUCCAGGAGGGUCUAAAACUACAGAGCCCCUUGAUGCUUCCCGCCCUGGAGGACCAGCUCAGCACCCUCCUGGCCCCAGUCAUCAUCUCCUCCAUGACGAUGCUGGAGAAGCUCUCAGACACAUAUACCUGCUUCUCCACGGAAAAUGGCAGCUACCUGUAUGUCCUUCAGCAGUUUGGAGAAUGCCUGUUCAUCGCUAUCAACGGAGACCACACAGAGGGUGAGGGGGACCUGCGGCAGAAGCUGUGUGUGCUCAAGUACCUGUUCGAGGUGCACUUCGGGCUGGUUACCAUGGACAGCCAGCUCAUCCGAAAGGAGUUGCGGCCCCCAGACCUGGAGCAGCGUGUGCGGGUGUGGGAGCAUUUCCAGAGCCUGCUGAGGACCUACGGCCGCCUGCGGGAGCAGGAGCAGUCUUUCGCAGUAGAGGCUGUGGAGCGGCUGAUCCACCCUCAGCUCUGCGAGUUGUGCAUAGAGACGCUGGAGCGGCACGUGGUCCAGGCCAUCAACUCCAGCCCCAGACGGGCCGGUGAGGAGGCCCUGCACACCUUCCUGCUCGUGCACUCCAAGCUGCUGGCUUUCUACUCCAGCCACAGUGCCAGCUCCCUGCGCCCAGCCGACCUCCUUGCCCUCAUCCUUCUGGUGCAGGACCUCUAUCCCAGCGACAGCACAGCUGAGGACAGUGACAUCCAGCCCCGUCCACAGAUGGCCCGCCGCAGCGAGAGCAUCCCUGUGCAGCAGGCCUGGAGCACUUGUUCUGCAGACCCAACGGGGAGGAGUUCUGCGGGGACCGAGACGGACAACUUCUCCCUCCCUGAGGAGUACUUCACACCAGCUCCCUCCCCCGGGGAGCGGAGCUCAGGUAGCACUGUCUGGCUGGACGGGGACACCCCACCCACCGAUGCUCCCCAGGUUCAGAUGGCCGAGGACACCCUCCAGACGCUGGUCCCUCACUCCCCAGGACUGUCCAGCCCCAGGAGAAUUUUCCUGGACGCCAGCGUGAAAGAGAACUACUGCCCCAUGGUGCCACACACCAUGUACUGCCUGCCCCUGUGGCCGGGCAUCACCAUGGUGCUCCUGACCAAGAGCCCCAGCACCCCCCUGGCCCUGGUCCUGUACCAGCUGCUGGAUGGGUUUUCUCUGCUGGAGAAAAAGCUGAAGGAAGGCCAGGAGGCCGGGAGUGCCCUGCGGUCUCACCCCCUCAUGGGAGACCUGCGCCAGCGGAUGGACAAGUUUGUCAAGAGUCGAGGUGGGCAUGAGCUUCAGGGCACCUGGCUGGAGUUUAAGACCAAGGCCUUCUCCAAAAGUGAGCCUGGAUCGUCCUGGGAGCUGCUCCAGGCCUGCGGGCGGGUGAAGCGGCAGCUCUGUGCCAUCUACCGUCUCAGCUUCCUGACCACGGCUCCAGGCCAGGGAGGCCCCCACCUGCCCGAGGACCUUCAGGACCAGGUCCAGACGCUCAUGCAAGAAAAGCUGGCGGACUGGAGGGACUUCUUGUUGGUGAAGAGCAAGAGAAACGUCACCAUGGUGUCCUACCUGGAAGACUUCCCGGGCUUGGUGCAUUUCAUCUACGUGGACCGCACCACUGGCCAGAUGGUGGCCCCCUCCCUCAGCACCAGUGAAAGGACUUCUUCGGAGCUGGGCAGGGGGCCCCUGGCCACCUUCGUCAAAACCAAGGUCUGGUCCCUGAUCCGGCUGGCACGCAGGUACCUGCAAAAGGGCUACACCACGCUGCUGUUCCGCGAGGGGGACUUCUACUGCUCCUACUUCCUGUGGUUCGAGAACGAGAUGGGCCACAAACUCCAGAUCAUCGAGGUGCCUGUCCUGUCUGACGACUCAGCUCCCGUCGGCAUGCUGGGAGGAGACUACUACAGAAAGCUCCUGCGGUACUACAGCAAGGGCCACCCCGCCGAGGCCGUCAGGUGCCACGAACUGCUGGCCCUCCACCUGUCAGUCAUCCCCACGGACGUGCUGGUGCGGCAGGCAGCUGAGCUGGCCCGGCGCCUGGGGGAGGCCUCGCGCAUGCCCCUGCCCUAGGCCAGAGGAGGGGGGUGCUCCCGUGCAUCUGCCUGUGCCCCCUGUUCUCCAGGCCCACGUUGCUUGCGUAUGUCCCCAUGAUGAGAGCCUCCUCCUCAUAGCAGCCACCUGAGGACGUCACAGUCCAGGGAGGCCCCAAGCUUUCUUAAAGAAACUCCACCUUGACCAGCCUCAGCCCCAGUAACGAGCAAAUCCCCAAACCUUUCUGUCUGGAGGAGGGGAGGCCAGAGUAUUCCUUCAGUCUCAGAACAGCAGCGACCGUGAGGGUAGAGCUGGGGCAGCCCCCUUUUGGAGAAAGUCCCCGGUACCUGCGGGUAUCUGCCCUUCUCAGUGGAGAGAGCGCCCUCAGGAAGCCAGUUCCCCCCCAAACCAAAGGUGCUCCCG
This is a messenger RNA of Sus scrofa (pig), 3162 nucleotides long. NCBI's taxonomy places the organism in Eukaryota, Metazoa, Chordata, Mammalia, Artiodactyla, Suidae. The record is from RefSeq and is a predicted model, not a curated record.